Passer domesticus (house sparrow) is the source of this 12942-nucleotide messenger RNA. RefSeq names its product anaphase promoting complex subunit 7 (gene ANAPC7). The transcript is spliced from 11 exons. Gene Ontology annotation, molecular function: protein binding. NCBI's taxonomy places the organism in Eukaryota, Metazoa, Chordata, Aves, Passeriformes, Passeridae. Bases 92 to 1789 code for a protein of 565 amino acids. Gene Ontology annotation, cellular component: anaphase-promoting complex. Gene Ontology annotation, biological process: protein ubiquitination; cell division; positive regulation of mitotic metaphase/anaphase transition. The record is from RefSeq and is a predicted model, not a curated record.
CCCGGCGCCUGCUCGGGCUCUCUCCCGGUUCCCUCCCGGUUCCCUCCCGGUUCCCUCCCGGCCCCGUCCCCUUCGUCCCGCCGGCGGCAGCAUGAGCGUGGUGGAGCACGUGCGCGAGAUGGCGGCCGCCGGGCUGCACUCGAACGUGCGGCUGCUGAGCGGGCUGCUCCUCACCAUGAGCGGCAACAACCCGGAGCUGUUCUCUCCCUCUCAGAAGUACCAGCUCCUGGUGUAUCACGCAGACUCCCUGUUCCAUGACAAGGAGUACAGGAAUGCUGUCAGCAAGUACACCAUGGCCUUACAGCAGAAAAAAGCCUUGAGUAAAACCUCCAAAGUCAGGCCUUCUACUGGGAGUGCUGCAUCAACGCCCCAAAGCCAGUGUUUACCGUCAGAAAUUGAAGUGAAAUACAAAAUGGCUGAGUGUUACACAAUGCUGAAGCAAGAUAAAGAUGCCAUUGCUAUUCUUGAUGGGAUUCCUUCCAGGCAGAGGACUCCAAAGAUCAAUAUGAUGCUGGCAAAUCUCUACAAGAAGGCAGGCCAGGAGCGCUCCUCGGUGACGAGCUACAAAGAGGUGCUGAGGCAGUGUCCCUUGGCCCUGGAUGCCAUCCUAGGCUUGCUCUCGCUGUCGGUGAAGGGAGCAGAAGUGGCCUCCAUGACCAUCAACAUAAUCCAGAGCAUUCCCAACUUGGACUGGCUCUCGGUGUGGAUCAAGGCAUACGCCUUUGUGCAUACUGGAGACAACACCAGGGCAAUAAACACCAUUUGCUCUUUAGAGAAGAAGUCAUUGCUGAGGGAUAAUGUGGACUUGCUGGGGAGCUUAGCAGACCUGUACUUCAGAGCUGGAGAUAAUAAAAACUCUAUCCUAAAAUUUGAACAGGCACAAAUGCUGGAUCCUUACCUAAUAAAAGGAAUGGAUGUUUAUGGUUAUUUAUUGGCACGUGAGGGUCGGCUGGAGGAUGUGGAGAACUUGGGCUGCCGGCUCUUCAACAUUUCUGACCAACAUGCAGAGCCCUGGGUGGUGUCUGGGUGUCACAGUUUCUACAGCAAACGAUACUCCCGUGCCUUGUACUUGGGAGCCAAAGCAAUCCAGCUGAACAGCAACAGUGUCCAGGCCCUGCUGCUGAAGGGAGCUGCCCUGCGCAACAUGGGCCGCGUGCAGGAGGCCAUCAUCCACUUCCGAGAGGCCAUCAGGCUGGCGCCCUGCCGCCUCGACUGCUACGAGGGUCUCAUCGAGUGUUACCUGGCAUCCAACAGCAUCCGAGAAGCCAUGGUGAUGGCAAACAACGUGUACAAAACCCUGGGGGCAAACGCACAGACCCUCACCCUGCUGGCCACAGUCUGCCUGGAGGACCCAGUCACGCAGGAGAAGGCAAAAACAUUGCUGGACAAAGCUCUCACACAAAGACCUGACUACAUUAAAGCUGUGGUGAAGAAAGCAGAACUUCUCAGCAGAGAGCAGAAGUACGAGGAUGGGAUUGCCCUGCUGAGGAAUGCCCUGGCCAACCAGAGUGACUGUGUCCUGCACCGCAUCCUGGGCGACUUCCUGGUGGCUGUCAACGAGUACCAGGAGGCCAUGGACCAGUACAGCAUAGCCCUGAGUUUGGAUCCAAAUGACCAGAAGUCACUGGAAGGAUUGCAGAAAAUGGAAAAAGAGGAAAGUCCAACAGAUGCCACGCAGGAAGAAGAUGUGGAUGACAUGGAGGGGAGUGGAGAAGAGGGGGACUUGGAAGGCAGUGACAGUGAAGCAGCUCAGUGGGCAGAUCAAGAGCAGUGGUUUGGGAUGCAGUGAAAGCCUCCUGCUGCUUGUUUGGGCACUUGAACACACCACUAGGGCCACUCUUCUAGAAGAACAGAAACUGUUAUUCUUUUUCAGUAACAAAGGAUUUUUUUUUUUUGUUUUAAUAGACUCUGAAACCAAUUAAGAGUUCUGUGCAUCUCAAUACUGUGGAGAUUCUUGAUGCUUCUUAUUUAUUAAGUGUAAGGGACUAACUGCAUCCGAGGUUAUUUACAACUUCCAUCUUGAAAAAUUCCUGCUCAAACUAAAACCAUCAGAAUCUGAGGUGUGUAAUGAGCCUUUUGUUUGUGAUGAAAACAAUGUCUGAGUUCUGUCCAGGCCAGAGUGUGCUUGGCCAGGUUGUAAAUACAGUGGUUUGUACUCCUUUGUGGGAAAGGCCUUGCUCAUUUGUGUGCAGCCAUUUGAGUCUGGGGCAGCUACUUGAGUGUGGCUGAAAGCAGCACUGUUCUUUUGCUGUUUGUUGAAUUAAUUUGUCUUUUUCUAGGGCAUUAUCUGUUCUGUCCAGGAUAAAUUUGGGACAAUAGCAACUUGGACUCACUGGACACUUUUUGUAGCUGAUUUCCCUGUGUACAGAAUUGAGCCAGUGGUGGAGAAUUAAAGUAAUUUCUUCAACCCUUACUAAACCCUGCAUUCACUUAAAGCCUGUACAUGAGCAUUUAUUUUAAAAUGCAGUUUAGUUUUAUUUCAGUAUGUUCCUGGAAGGUUUUGCAGCAGUGACUCAAAGCACUUUACAUUCUGUGUACAGCACUGACAUUUAAAAUGCUAUAAAAAGAAUUAAUCCCUCUUCCCUUGCACUGCUGGAGAAAUGUUAAAUUAUGCAAAUACACAUAUUGUCCUGGUUUUUCCAUGUUUAUAGACUUCCUGGCUUUGUCAGGUAAUUUUUAAAUUCAUGUCUUUUUCCCUCGUAUUUUGAAACAAAUUUGCUUCGUGUACAAAUUUCCAAGUCAGCAUUUCAAGGGUGAACUGCUUUGGGUAAUCUAGAAACUGUUUCAAUUCUGUGGGCUUGAUGUGUGGGAAGAGGAAUUACUUAUUUUUCUUGCAGUUCUGAUUUCCUUAGUCUUUACCAAAAUGUGGUUUUAUAAUCUUUAUAUCAAGAGCUUAAUUCCUUUUGUAUUUAUUUUGUUACCACAGGUAUGCUGGAACACACAGACUUUUUAGAAAGCUAAAAGAUUAGUUUUGAGUGUCAGUUGGAGGAAAAAUGGCUGUUUGUUACAGACACAUGACAUGGAAAAGAAGCUUCUCCCUGAAAGGCAGAUAAGGGUAAAAUAUCCCUGAUGUUGUAUCAAAAAUGCACAACAAAAGAGGCAGAUUAUUGUCUGUUUUGGAAAUGUUCUGGUGUGUCAUGGCUCACAGAGGAGGAGUCCAAUAGUUCAUCCAUUUAAGCAAAGAAAACAGCUGCUUGUCUGUUCCCUCUGGAAUUCUGUGGGCUUUAGAGUUUCCAAAAUACCAAACUGAGUUAUGGUUCCUUGGAGGUGCUGGGCAAGAGCAGCAAAGCAAAGCUGUCGUGGCACUUGGGUUGGCACAAGCUGCUCCUGCUCUUCAGUGAGCACAUUCACCCAAUGUGUAACAUCUCAGGGAGAGCAAAUAUCUCAUUAAUGACUUUCUGGCACUCGAGAGGCCUUGUCCUGCUCUUGUCUUUGCUGUUGCUGUGGGAUGCAGUGAAUGGAUUUCAGCUCAAGUGGAUUUCAGCUCAUCACGUGUCUCGUGACAGAAAAAACGUGCAAGAUACUCAAAGCAUCUGCUUUUAUAUAAAAAAGCUUUGCUUUCUCCUCACACUCAGCAUUCAGCAGCUGAAAGCUGGGUAGCUGCAUUAGCUUUCUAGUUGUAUUCCAGACCUCUGCUGAGAAUGAAAAUUGAGUUUUGUUACUAAACUAAAGAGAGGAUACCUUUAAUUGAUGAGGAGUAUAUGAGAUAUGUGCUGUAUUUUUCAGCCAUUUUAUUCUAAUGGUUCCUUUGAAUAGGUCAUUCAUUUCAGGUGGAAACCACUGGCUUUGCACAUUUCUCUGGAGUAUUUACAUGGAAGAGGAAAGAGGAGAGCCACAGUUCUAUUGAAACCAUUCUGUUUGUAGAUAAUCUGAUAAUCUCUGCUUUUAGAACAGGCAGGAAACUAAAACUACUUCAGGAUGAGUCCUUGGGUGCAGCUUGAGCAAACAAGUGCAGGCACAGCUCAGAACACCUGGAGAUGGCUGUCCAAAGUGAUUUGUAUCCUCACAGCUUUGGUUUUCUGAGAACCUGGUUCCUUACUGGAAAUGGGAAGUUGUGAGAGUGUGCAGAUGAGGCCUGGUGAGUACCUGAUGUGUUGGGCCUACGUAGCUGUGUGUGAUCUUUGCACUGUGGCUGUGGAACUUUGAGGUGCCAUGCAUGUUGAGGUUGUAUGGAGAGAUACAUUUGGCCCUCACUUCAGAAUUCUAGAGGGAUUCUGCUUGGCUAUUAAUGAGCCUUCAUUACUGCUUUAAUUUUAGAAUGUGAUCUCUGCUUCUGCAGAGGUCUGGUACUCUCCAGUGCAGUUACAGGCAUUUAGUUCAGGGAAUAUAACAAUUAGCCCUUAAUAAGCAGCUGACCUGAUUCCCUGCCUCAGUCACAUGCUCUGCACCCGAGAAGAAAAGAUCACAAAGCCAAGAACUGGAGUUCAAGCUGUGUUAGAUCAGUGAUGGAAGUGAAACAGUUUGGACAUGAGGCAGGAAAUCUGUUGCCAUGCAGUUGUACUGUGGAGUGUUGGUGUUUGAGGUGCUGGGUGAGGGCAGAGUGCCCCUGUGUGCCUGAAAUCCUUGAAUUCAAACCACAGAUUUCAUUACUAACUUUGCAUUCUUUCCUACUUUGACAGGAAGUGAUGGGAAGGGGACAGAAUUUGUUCAAACUGUGCAUAGACUUGGCUAAGGGCUAAAAGGCUGAAUUUACAGAGUCUAAAAGCAGCACACAUUGAUGGUGUGGUUAGAAAUUGCCUGAAUAAUGCAUUUACUCCUGUCAUGUGCUGAUAACACCUGCAAUACUGGCAGUGUUUCUAGUUCUGAAGGUUUCUACAUCAUGGGAAUUCUGGAAUUGUGAAGCAGAAAUAAAGGAGGGACUGAGGACUGCUGACCAAUAUCAGUUUUCUCUGUUGAACUGAGGUGCUUCUUUUACUUCUACUGCUGCUGAUAACAGAGAGAUUUUUGAUUAACUAGGACUUCCCCCCCCUCCUUCAGUAACUGUCUUCCUCAUUAAGCCUCUUUGUGUGGUGAUUCUUCCCUUCUUGCUUUUCAGGAGCUCAGUGAUGUGGAAACUGAUCCAUGCAGGGCAGAAGCAGGAUUUCUGAUUCAGCAAACCUUAUUCCCUCAUUUAGAUCUCAGUGGUAAGAAAUCUGAAAGGCUGUGUCUGCCAUUGUCAUUUCAAAUUACACAAACAUACCACAACCAAAUAUAUUUAAAAAACCCAGAUCUGCAGUCUCUAUGGGUCUUAAAUUCAGAGACCUUAGGAGAGCUUAAACUCAGUAUAAACCUAUGAUUUCAAACUAAAUAGUCUUAGUUAGUUAAAAUGUGCUUUGGAAGCUGGCCAAGAGGAGGCAAGGAUGUAUAUAAGACUAGGUGUUUGAGGAGGAAAUUGAUAAUAAAAUACAGUUAUUUUUGUGCAAAGAGGGAAAAAAUAAAAUGUUCACCUGGGAAACUUCUGUGUAAAUUUAUAUAUUAAAUUGGCCAGUCCCUAUCACUUGACGGAACAACAAAAUAGAAAGAAUAAUCUCUGUUUUCACUCACUGGCUGGAGCUUGGCCUUUGCCUUGCAAAGUCUGGGGGGUGGGACUGGGUCCCCAGUGGAUGUUUACUCUGGACAAGCCUCUCCCUUCCAAGAGCUUCCAGAGGGGACAAGGAUUUCAUGAGUUUGGAGGUGAGAUUCCUUUUCCUCACCUAUCAUCCCAUCAAAACAGCAGUGUGGCAAAUAGGGUGAUGGUUUGGGGUAUGAGGUAAAAUCCUGAUAAACUGAUGCCCAAAGUCUUCUCUGCACCUCCAUGUGGGUAAACUGUUGGGAUGAGAUCUUUUAGAAAACCUCUUCAGCUGCUCAAAGCUUCUCUCAUUUCUCACCCACUCUCCUGGGGGUGGAUGUGGGCUCUAAUCAUACUCAAAUUCACCUCGAGGUAAAAAUAGGGACAUUCCUGCCCUCUGUAUUUAGAGUUUAAUGUAAUAUGUCCCUAAUGCCUCAUAACCUGAGCUGUGGGGAGUGGUUUCUCUGCUCUGAGCUGUCAGUGGGUUCAUCCACGGGCUGCUUUAGAGCUGGGGGUUUGCAGAGAGGAGGAGGAGGAGGAGGGGGAAGAUGAAGCUGUUUAUUUCAGUAACUCUUACCACAUAUUCUUGCACUGAGCACCUUGGCAACCCACUGAGCAUCACGUUCUCCUCACAUGGCUGAACUCCAGCUGGGGGACUCAUUCUGCUUCAACUUGCAGAUCAUCCUUUAAAGAAAUGUUUAAGGUGUGAGUUGGCUCGGGAGCUGCUCAGCAGCCGAGGAAUGCAGCUCCAGGAAUGCAGCUCGCUGUGGCAGCAGCACGAGCUGGGUGCUGAAUAACAUCUUCCCAUCAGGGCUGAGCUUUCCUUUGGGCAGCGUGCUGGGACACAGAAAAAGGGCAGGAGAGCAGCCGGGCUGGAGCGAGCUCUGGGAAACGCUCCCUUUUCCCAGGCAGGCUGAGGCUGGGAAAGGCCGGAGAUGCUCGUGGGCUCUUCCCCGCUGCCCAGCUCAGGUGUCCCUGAGCCCAGGGGCGGUGCUGGCAGUGCCCGCGUGUGCCCGGGCCCGGCUCUAAGCCCGGCUGCGGGAGAUCAGGAGGCUCCGCCAGCCCUGGAGGCUCGGCCCGCCCGGCACAGCGCUGCCAGAGCGGGAAGCAGCCGGCAGCAGCUCAGCCCGAAGCGUUAGCACACCUCCACCAUCCUACAGAGCUGCUGGACCGAGGAAUUCGACCCCUGUAUUUUUAAACCUCACACUGCUGCGUUUGAAGGGUCUCAGAUGUGUCACCUCAUUUGGGUAAGGCUGCUUGCCAGCAGGGUGCUGCUAUCAGGAGCUGGAGCCUAAGAGGCAUUACAUUUAGUGUAAAACACAUUCCUAAGUUGUCUCUUAUUCCAAACAAAAUCUGGUGUUUGGGCUGCGGAGCAGAGCAUUACAGGACACUUGGAAUUUCCAGCUGUUACCCUGGGAGUGCUUUAGCCUUGCCCAGCAGCAGCCUUGUGACAGAACAGCCCCUGGUCUGGGGGAGGGAGUGAGCCCAAACUGCCACGCACUCCCAGCAGGAUGCUCCUGCUGUGCUUUGGAGCAAACACAUUUGGCUCAUCUUCCUUUUGCCUAUGGAAAGGGAAGGGACCAGGAGCUACUUUAGGCUGGGGCAAUUUAGAAAACAGAAAAGGACAAAAAAAUAUAAAGAUGUAGUUGGGAAAGAAUUGUUUAUUUUACGUUUCUCAGAGGGAUUUUACAAACAAUGGAGCAUUUUAAAAAAACUGAGUGAUAAAGUACUUGACAGUGUCCCUUAAACACACACACAAGCCCCUGGACAGAGGAAAUCACACCAGCGAGGAGGUCAAUACUGCCGAGGAGCAGCUGCAUCUGCAUAGUUCUAGGAGGAAAGAUUGCAAUGGUGUUGGUGCUAAAAGUGUCAUCCUGGCAUUAAAAUAAGAGCGAGCUGCAGAGCCCGGAGGGACCUGCAGGAGACAAAGUGCAUCAAAUAACACGCCGAGCACGUCUUGUAGAAUAAAUUUAUUUACCUGAUACAAAUGAAACUAGGUGUGAUGCUCCUUUACUGUCAGCAUGUCAAUAGACAAUUGAUCUUAUUUACAACUUCUAAAGGUCACACAUGCAGCUGUGGGAACUGGCUACGUCGUUGUUGCUUUUUAGAUAAAUGCAUCACGAUAUUUUGUAUUGCACCAACAUCUGUCUUACUGCCUUAGAUUUAAAUAAGUUACAUUACAGUGCAAAAGAAGUUGAUUUGCACGGGUGAUAAAAAAACCCAACGUUAUGAAGUGGAGGCUUACGGUUUAACGUUCAUCUGUAAUCGUUUCCAUGGAUUUAUAAAUAGGAGAGCAUUGUACAGAAGCUGCUGGAGUAGGAUGUUUGGAUGAUACAAUACAGAGAGAGAUCAGUCUACAACCCAAGGCAUGCAUUAUCUGAUAUUGUACAUUGUAUAAACUGACAUUUUACAUACAGGAAUAUGGAAAUCGGCUGACAGCUCCGCAAUUCUUGUUCAAGGAUAACCAAACUCUUCUCCAUGCAGCACAGAAACCCAGCUUCUCUGGAGAGAGUUCCCACUUGGUAAGCUAUAUUGCACGUUUGUACAUCUGUAUCAUGAAGUCCUAAUGGUACCACACAUUUCUUCCACAGAGAACACAAUGAGUUUUGUUUUUAAGGGAAAGCAAAGAAUCUUUACACGAUACAUGCAGAAGUUUUGGUAGAUGUGUUGCUAAAAACACAUGCACGCAACAAAACAACCUUACAUUUCUGCAAAAUUGUUUAGGAAGCGAUUACUCCAGUAUUGCUGAAAAGGAAAGAAAGAAAAGGCAUCAGUUAAUGAAAGGAUGAAUGCUAAGUAUCAUUAUACAAGCAAGACUAAGAUCAACAGUGACAGAAGAAAGAAUGUUAAGUUUGGUAACUGGCUGCUCUGUCAUUGAAGGGACACUCUCAGGUUACUUUGUUCUUCCAGCUCAGAAUCCUCUGGAUUAAGGCUCAGCUCCCUUGAUUAUCAGGAGAGCCAGCACUUCCUACUCAAGACUGCAGUGAAAAACAAUUAAGACACAUUUAAUUAGCUUUUGCCUUUCUCUGCCUGACCAGUGGCAACAGACAAUUCUCACUUCUUUGGAAUUUUUACUUUCAAGUUCCAUACUUCGCACUUGUUUUUUUUUCCAGUCGAGGCAUUAGGGCAGGUUUGGCCCCAAAGUGACCUAACAAUGUCCCUUUUCCAAGUCAGGCAGCUUGUUCUGGGAAGCAGCAGGAAAGCUUUGAAGAAGUCAUUAAGCUACACGGAUUAAUGUGUAGGCAAAGAGUAGAGUACAAGGUCCUAAAGCUCCUGCUGCACCUCACCCCUACCACAGCAUAAGGUCAGCCUCGUGUCUGCAGAGACUGCUCUGAGUCCCUACAGCUCCAGGGAAGCUCUUCCAAACACUGCUUCAACACUAAAAUUUGGGCUCUCCUGCUAAGAUUUGAAAAUGCAUAUUAAUGCAAUUAAGGAUGUAAUUAGCAGAGAUUAGGGAAACAGUUAAUGGUUAGAAGUGCAAAAAAGUAAACAAGACAGGUGCAAGAGACAGACGACUCCAUUGUUUUACCUCCCUUCAUCUCAGCAAUUUCAGCCCCCUCGGGCUGUGUAGCAGCAGCUCUGGGCUCGAGCUGUGACUCGGGCUGGCACUGCUGUACUGCAUUCUAUCAUCAGAUUAAAAACUCCGUGUGGUACCAGGAGCCUCCCCAGCAGCCUCUCUACCAACACAGCCCUGGGAGCUCUUUGUCACACCGGCAGAAAUGUUCUUCUGCAGCCUCUUUUGUGCUCAUUUAUUUGCAGUAACGUUUUGGGAAACCAAGUAUGAACUAUUUUUAUUGCUUGGAUGCCAGCAAGAAGGAGCAGCUCGUUGUGCAGCUCAGCACUUUGGAUUGCUCACACGUGAAAGCAGAGAGAGCCCAAGGCACUGCAAAGACAAAAGCUCCUGGCUAAAAAUUCAAUGCAUGACUGCAGCUGCCUGAGCAUCCUCCUUGCUACAGAACACAGGACUCAGGAGGAGCUGCUCUCGUUCCAAACCCCAGCGGGUUCCCAGCACAAGCCAAUCUCCUUCCUGGUGUUCCCAGCAUAAGGCAGCAUCAAUCCCACGAUUGAUCCUGGUCUUACACUCCCCUCUCACAGUAGAGAAUAAGCAGUGAUGUGUGAGGGCACCAAGGAAUCCAGAAAACAGCAGAGAUGAAAAAGCUUGGUGAGAUGGGAGCAAAGAGAAACAAAAAAUAUGAAGUUAUUUUGUAAGAAUGGAGUGGGAGACCAAGCCUGGGGAAUUCUGAGUUAGUCCUGCUUGAACAUGGGCUGCUCUUUGUGGGCUAACAUGGUUCAACAGGAGUUACCUUCUUCAACCCCAGCAGUGGGGAGGCUGGAGAGGAAACAUUUGGGACCAAACAAAUGAGUUUGGACUUUGAGAUGUUGGCAAAUGAGUCUGUCCUGAAAAGUCCUCCCUUCCUGGCUUCUCCAGCUGAAAAGACUGAGGCUGAAAGAUGACAGGAUCUAUACAACUAAGGAUAAACACUUUAGUUCAGACACUUCCUGCAGAAAUGACAAACUUUGCACUGCAGUUCUGUACUUUCUAUGACAGAAAAGCCCUCAGCUCCUCGGGCUCCUCCUGCAGCCCCCCAGCCUGCUCAGCUGCCAGGGCUGAGGCCCAGACCCAGCACUCCAGCUCCAGGAGCACCAGGGUGUGAUUCCAGGGCAGGAUGCUUCUCUGCCCAGGGGAAGCUCAGGGUAGCUCUGAACAUUUGGCCAAUCCCAACCAGCCAAGGGUGGGAUUUACAGCUUGGAGAACAGAAUCCUGAAAGCACAGCACAGCUGCCAUCCAACCUGAGAUCUGCAGCUGCUGGUCCUGGGGAACCCUGUGGCUCCAUUGCUGCAGGGAACUUGGACAAGACUGGGAGAAACAGAAGAACAGGGCAGAUGAAGAUUGCUUGGGCUCUGUUUUAAAACCUGACUGUUCCUGGAAGCUCAGGAGCCUGUAGGGAUGGAUCCCAACAUCUCCUUUGCCCACCACUCCUCCAGAUUUCAAGGCAAAGUCCAAGGAACACAAGGCCCUACCCCAAGUGCCUCUGAGACAGUGGCAUGAAUGAGCUCUCAGAUCUCUGUGGAAAUCCAUGACAAGCAGCAAGAUUCAUCUUCAACACUGACAGACCCAACAGAGAAGGUGCUGAAUUCUGAAUAUUCUGAGUUCUACUUACUGACAGUCAUUCUCCCCUUCAGCUUCUUAAGAGAGGCAAAAAGGGGGUGGUAUGGCAGGAUUAUUUGGCAUAGAAGACAGGAACAGGAUUGUACAAGAAGCAGAAUUAUUCAUGGUGGCAGCCAGACAGGUGGCUUCAAAAAGGCCACCACAUGGUGCUCUGAGGUUCAGCAGAACCCCUGUUCAAGGAUUCAGUGGCACUCCUGCCCUGGAAAUGUCUGUCAAUAACAGUGGGAGCACACAGAACUAAGCUGCUCAUUUGUUUCCAGCAAAUAACACACUGGUGCACACUUUGAUCUCAAGGAAUCCUACAUCAUAAGAACUAUUAUUUUUUGUUUCAAGGAACAGGGAUGAGUCUCACGCUGCUCAUCUGUUAUUGAUAGAGCUAAAGGCCAGUGAAGGCCAGUGGUUUUGUGGAAUGCAAAACCUUACUUUGGCUCUUCCACCCCAAAAAAGGGCAUUUGAGGGGAUUUCAAUGCUCACAGUUUGGCAACACACCUGCUCCAUCAUCAGGUCAGCUCCUCUGAGCCACUUCAGCAUCAACUCCAAGUCUCUAUAAACAAAGUAUCACAAAGCAGUGGAAUUUCUGUGUUCUGAGGAGCACCUCCCCACUGGAGAGCUAAAACCUAGAGAAUUAUGUGUGCUCGCUGGAUUCCAGCUGGCAGCAAGAGAACAGAGCCUGGAACUGUCCUUCCCCUCCAAGGGGGAUCACAAAGCUGUUUGAACUUGGUUACUAAAGCAGCCUGAGCCAGCACAAGAUAACAGCAGCUGCUGCUCUACAGACACAGUGACCCCAGGGCAGGUUCCAAAGGCUGCCCUGUUAAGCUGAGACUGUUCUUUUGCCUUCUCAGAUGGCAAAUAACAAACAAUGAGCUGGUUUUGCCAGGAGCAGCACCUGCACUGCAGGGACCAGGGAAGGUGCUCAGCUCAGAGGGGCAGCCCCUGUUUCAGAGCAGGGAAAAGCUUUGGAGUAAACCAGCACCUGACCACGAGUACCAGAGAGUUUUGGACACUAAACAUUCACGGUAACAGCUGUCAGGGUCUUACGUUUGAGAUAAAAUCAGACAAAUCUGUAACUUAAGACCAAAAGCUGUAAGACCUUGGGGCACUAAGGCUCCCAGGUGCUAUAAAACAAGACCCUAAAAUACACUAAACCAAAAGCAAGUGCUUUGCCUUUGGAAUCAGUAAUUUGAGCUUCAGACCACAAAACAAGAGUCUAAAGUGGUGAUAAUAAUGUAGCACAGCAGAGUUUGACAAAACACAGCAUGGGAAUGAAGGAAAUUACUAUUUAUUCUUCAACAUGUAUACAGCAUAUGCUAUUUUACAGCAAGUCACCACUGGCAGGGUGAAAUGGAAGAAAAAUACUCACUUUAGUCGAUGAAAGUUGGAAGGCAUUGGAGAAAAACACCACAGUUAGGACUGUUAAUGACUUACACAUUGUUGAUACAGGACUGAAUUUGAAAACAUGCUUUAACAUUUACCGUAAUAAUGAAGGUGGUUAGUGCCACAUUAAAAUAAAAAUAGUUCUAUACAAUAUGUUCAAUUUGGUCAUGUGCUAUUUACAGAUUUUACAAAAAACACACACGAGCUUGUUACUUCAAGUCAGGCUAACAACAGGCCAGCAGAGUAACUCCAUGUUUACAGCUGAGCAUUAGUGCCCUAAGUGUAGGAAAUCCAAUUCUAGCUAUGCAGUGCAUUUUUUUCAGGUCUCAUUGCAAAUUUUGAUCUUAAAGGGGGAAAACAUGUGUAAAAAAGGUAUUAAACCCCAACUUAAACCCUCUUUUGAAUUGAAACAUAUUGUGUGUGUUAAAAAGGCUUUAGAUUUAAGGAGACAGAAGUAGCCCUCCCUAUCCCUGCAAAACGGGCAACACUGGCAAAGUAAGGUCUGUUACAAUAAAAUACAAUAGACAAAUAAAUAAUCCUUAAAAAAAAACAACCCUAUGUGUGUGGAGAGUAUGGAAAAACCCCAGCAGGCUGCACCUGGAAUGGUAUUUUCUGCACGAGCAAGAUCAGGCAUACCUCAUACAGAAAGUGGUGUAAACAAGGACAGUCAAGAACCGAGAGUGAGGGAAGAGGGACCGAGAAGAAAUCCUGACCCAGGGAGCAGAAAGUUCUGCUUGUGAACAAAACCUGACUUUAUGACAAAUUAAGUUUGGAUGAUCAUGCAGAAGACAAACAGUUACAUGCUUUUUUAGUUUUAGACAACACACAUUCAUUCCCUAAAAUCUGCUGCCAAUUUAGUUUGAUAGUGUCC